CUAGAGUCAUUCGAGACAUUUCUGUACAUGAAUUACGUGUAUAAUCAUGGCACCGGGGGGAAUUAACAAAAAAGAAAGAGGAGCACGGAGUAUGCACGGCACCGCAAAGUCUAGGCUACUAUCCCCGUCCGUCCGUUAUACCCAUUUCAACUCCGGAGAGCCACGAUGUGACCCAUCGGAGAUAAAAAAGCAAUGAAAAAUUAAAAAAUUAUUAACCAACGAAGCUCCAGAAAUCUCCAUGGAAGCAAGCAGUUAGGAGGACGGAGAGAAGAGGGGCCCGCGGCGGCGGACGGCUUUGUCAAGUGAUUCAUAUGCGCUGACAAACUAUUUACCAGCGUUCGGUCACGGAGUAAGGAAAUAUUUCGAUAUGGAGCCCCUCUUCCCCCCGAAUCGGAAAUAUUUCCACGAUGCAGACUGGCUUGCUGCGUGUUCCUGUGGGGUCUGGUGUUUCUUCUCUUUUCUUCUUGGUGAAUUGGAGAUUUAUUGGGGUGUUUUUACUGGAGAUGAAGGUUCCUGGUUGACAGCUUUGGCAGGUAACGUGGUUUGGUCAAAACAGGAAGAUGCUAAUAUUGGGUUUUUGGGUCCGGCCCCUUGCCAUGAUUGAUGACAUGAACUUUUUUGGUUUCCCGGCAGUUGGGACAGCUCUAAGUUGCCGGGCGUAGAUAACAGUAAGACAACAGCGUAGGCUGGGCUAGCUAUCUCGAAACAA
Trichoderma harzianum CBS 226.95 is the source of this 709-nucleotide messenger RNA. RefSeq lists its product as hypothetical. The annotation marks the transcript as partial. The record is from RefSeq and is a predicted model, not a curated record. The transcript has a single exon. Lineage: Eukaryota; Fungi; Ascomycota; Sordariomycetes; Hypocreales; Hypocreaceae.